Molecule: messenger RNA, 938 nt
Organism: Arachis duranensis
Lineage: Eukaryota; Viridiplantae; Streptophyta; Magnoliopsida; Fabales; Fabaceae
Product: BTB/POZ domain-containing protein At3g56230
Exons: 3
Coding region: 106-924 (272 amino acids)
Molecular function (GO): protein binding
Source: RefSeq, a predicted model, not a curated record
GUUCUGAAGAACCAAACAUAUGCCCCUGCUCCUCCUCUUUCUUCUUCAUUUCUUUAGCUAUAUUAUCUUUAUUAUUGAAUUGAAUUUAAGAGAAGGAAGAUAGAUAUGGAUUGUUGUGUGUGCACAAGCAUGCCGUUGAUAUUAAGGCCACCGAGGAACUCAAUAUGUGGGGCUUGUUAUGAAGGAGCAAGGACCAUAAUCAACAUGAUCAACAAUCUCGAAACUGAGAAAACAAAACAAAACACUAAUCCCAAUAACAAUAAUAAUGGCUCUCUGGCUUCAAGGCGAAAUUCCAGUAAGACAUUGGAUGAUUGUAUUAGAUGGUGGUCAGAGCAGAUAGAGAUUUUGAAUCAACAAAAGGAGGAUUUGGGUUUUCUUAGAGGCAUUGUUACAGCCUUCAAAGAACAAAUUCACACCGAUAUACUUGUUAGCCCAGGUGGCCAUGGUCUUCCAAUACCUGCACAUAAGUCUGUAUUGGCAACAAGAUCAGAAAUCUUUAAGAACAUGCUUGAGUGUGAUGAAUGCAAAGCAGCACCCAAUAACCAAACCAUAACCAUACCAGACCUGAACCAUGAAGAGCUAUCAUCUCUACUAGAGUUCCUCUACAGCGGCACACUACCUGAAGAAACAAUCGCAAAGGAUGUCUACGCCUUAUCGCGCGCCGCCGAUAAGUACGCCAUCCCACAUUUGUUAAGGCACUGCGAGAGGUAUUUGCUGAGUUCACUCGACACUUCCAAUGCACUCCAGACGCUUGAGAUCGCCGACGUGUGUUCCAGUCACAAUUUGAAGGAGACAACGUUGGUUUUCUUAGUUAAGAACAUUGAGCAUGUUGUGUCAUCGCCUAGGUUUGAAGCUUUUGUCCAUAGGAAUCCACACUUAACCGUGCAAUUGGUUUCAAGGGCUUUUGCAAAUGGUUCCAAAUAAUUAUGUUUGGUCUU